Hyaloscypha bicolor E is the source of this 1650-nucleotide messenger RNA. RefSeq names its product Pal1-domain-containing protein. The transcript is spliced from 3 exons. Gene Ontology annotation, cellular component: cytoplasm. Lineage: Eukaryota; Fungi; Ascomycota; Leotiomycetes; Helotiales; Hyaloscyphaceae. The record is from RefSeq and is a predicted model, not a curated record. Bases 1 to 1650 code for a protein of 549 amino acids.
AUGAUCCCGUCGGCUAACAAGAGUAUCCUGUUUCUGCCUGUAGACUCACGUCCAUCCCCAGGACUGACACUCAACCUCUCUUCCAACAAUCCCUUUCGCAACCGGGCAGCAUCACCUUCUUUGUCAGACGGGCAGCUCUCUCCCUUUGACCCCCCUCCUCGACCAGUCUCACGGAAUCCGUUCCUUGACACGUCCUCUACAAACACAGUCCCAAGACCACUAGCCGGAUCUCCAGAUAAAAUGUCGCUCGCAACAGAGAUUUCGGGGCCAAAGCCUGCAUUGACGGGCAAUGCAGCCGAACUUUUUGACAAUCUCACUCUUGAUGAGAAGCCACCUACGAGCAAUGGCAGCAUGCGACCACCACCCCCUCGAACAAAUACUAGCGAGAAGAUGCCUCCACCAUAUACAUCGGUAGCACGUGGUGAAAACGUCCCUCCUCGCGGAACCCCUGGUCAUCGACCAUCCCGUUCACAAGAAGAAGCAAUGCGGGCACGGAGAGCAGCUGGAGGAUCAUCGUCUAGCAGACCUCGACCUAGCGAAGAACUCGAUAUAUUUGCUGACCCUACUGAAUCAUCCUCUUCACGGAGACCGCCCGAAGGACGGAAAUUGCGACGAAACUCUGACUCCUCGGUAGCAGAUCGCAAACCACUCGACCCCGAGGAGGAGAAGAAACGCCAAGAAAGAAAACGCCGUGAGCGUGAACGUAGACACCGAGAGCGGGAGGGGAAAGACCCAAAAUCAAGGAAGCCAGACCGGAAAUUGGAUAUUAUCGACAAAUUAGACGUUACAAGUAUAUAUGGAACCGGAUUAUUCCACCAUGACGGACCAUUUGAUGCAUGCAACCCUCACCGAAAUCGGCAAGGAAGCAGACGUGCACCCAUGCAGGCAUUUCCAAAAGAUUCGUUGAACAAUGUCUUGGGUGGUGGAGGCCCGCUCAACAAGAGACCCGAUCAUGCGACGUUUCUGGGCCACAACGACGAUGAAGCUUUCAAGGACUAUUCCAAGGGAGGCGUGGGAUCCAGAGAAUACGAGCCUUAUGAGAAUGGCGCUGUUCGACCAGGACCAGCCCGCAUCGAGUCUCAGGUCUUGAGCGCGACGACUCGAGUGGAGCCAAUUCAUGGAGAGGAAACGCUUGGUCUAGGCACAUCUACUUUCUUAGAAGGUGCCCCCGCUUCUAGAACCGCCAUUCAACGAAGAGAGAGUGAACAGACUUCUCCAACGGAUGGUGGUCUAGGUCGAAAGAAGUCAUUGGCCCAGAAGAUUCGUGGAAUUAACAAUAAUCGCCGUGAUUUUGGCCCUUCAGGACGGAUUACCAGUCCGGAAGGGGUAUACACAGCUACAUCUCCCGAGGCACGAACACCUGCUGGAAGCAGGAUUUCCGAGUCUAACCCUUUCUUCAAUGAAUUCUCAAAGGGCGACGAUAGCAAGAAGGAAAGCAUUUCGAUCCUCGAACCAUCGAAGACUGGAAGACCACGGGCACCAAGUAGCCCGAGACGAGGGUUCGGUGAGCGUCUUGAGAGACGUGUUACUAGCGACGGCAGUGGUGGUGAAGCCGCUGCGAAGGCAGGUGGUGGCUUUCUUUCGAGAGUGAAGAGCUUGAAAGGUGGACCAAGGAAGCCGAAGCCUAUCCAAACCUCACAGGAAUCUUGA